Molecule: messenger RNA, 1464 nt
Organism: Symbiodinium sp. CCMP2592
Lineage: Eukaryota; Dinophyceae; Suessiales; Symbiodiniaceae
Source: the annotation of a GenBank genome assembly
AUGGAGCGUCCGUUGCGUACGAUGGUCUCCUCGAAGGUCCUGGGACAAUUGCAGGAGGAUGCCUUUGGUGCCACAGGCACCGAUGCUGCAUCGCCGCCGCGUCAGGUGGGUCAGCGCAGAGUUUCCUUCCGUGUGGGCCGCUCGCCCUCCAAGACUCUCAAGACGAAGACCAGCCAGGUCCUUGCUGAGGAAGUCUUUGGCCUUGUCCCAGAUGCCAAACGAGAGGUCGACGAGGACGGCGACGCGUCUGACGCCCUGAGGUCGAGCGUCACUUUGCGAAGGCGGAUUCGACGGAUCAUCUGCAGCGCUUACUUCGAGUGCUGCACAAUGGUCAUGAUUCUCCUCAACUCCCUGCAAAUCGGCGUCCAGAUCGACUUCAUCGCUGCCGCACAGUCUCGGACUGUUCCCAUCGGCUUUCGUGUCACAGACAUCAUCUUCUGCGUCUUCUUCACUGUUGAAGUAGGCCUCCGUCUUUUCGUUCACCGGUGCCGCUUCUUCACGAUGUACGGUUGUGCCUGGAACAUCAUUGACUUGGUCUUGGUAGUCAUCCAGCUCAUCGAAGAGACAUUGAUUCUUAUCGCGACCGUGACCAGCGUCGGGGACGACGUCGCAAACGCACCAUUGAUGAGAGUGGUUGGCGUGAUGCGUGGCAUCAAGGUCAUCCGCCUGAUCCGCACUGUCCGCUUUUCGGAGAACCUGCAGCUGAUCGUGAGCUGCCUCGUUUUGUCGCUGCGCACUUUCUUCUGGACCUCAGCUUUCCUCUUCAUUAUGAUUUACAUCAUGGCCAUUGAGCUGACCGGCAUGGUCUACCAGCACGGUCUGGACAACCCUGGAAGCGCCUCCAUGGAAGAUCUGCAAACCUGGUGGGGGAAUCUGCCCCUGAGCAUGCUGUCGCUUUUUCAAGCUCUCACCGGCGGUAUCGACUGGAACGAUUGCAUGAAGCCGCUUAAAGAUCAUGUCUCUCCUGCCUAUGCCUUCUUCUUGGUGCUCUGGAUGGCUUACAGCUACCUGGCUAUCAUGAAUCUGAUCACGGGCACCUUUGUGGAGUCGGUCAGCCAGCAGGCAGCCGAUCUCAAAAUCCGCAGCCGGAUUGUCAAAGCACGGCGUGUCUUCCAGGAGCUGGACGCAGAUGGCUCUGGAUCCAUCUCGGUAGAGGAGAUUCGCGAGCACGCGUCUACGCCGGCCGUUCUCGAGUUUUUCGAAUCGGUCGAUGUGCACCCGGAGGAGGCGCAGCACCUCAUCGAGGUGCUGGACAUGAAGGACGAUGGGAACAUCGGCUUUGAAGACUUCCUGGAGAUCGCUGUUAGGCUCAAUGGCAUGCCGAAGGCCUCCGACCUGUUAAUGUUGUACCACGAAGUGAAGCGGUUCCACGUGCAUUCUGCUGCAGAGAUGAACCGCAUCAAAAUCGCCCUGGGUUUGGAGCCAGGGCCCCCGGCCCUCAGCAGUGACGGCAGCAUCACGUGA